AUGGCAGCUCCUCAACAGCUUGCUUUCCGAACGGUCAAAGGGAUUGGCAUCUUGGAUGCGGCCCCAGUCUAUGAGCCUUUGUCGGGGUUUGUGAGACCUGAGGGGAACCUCCGCUGUAGCGCUUAUUCUCCAUGCGGCAGAUAUUUUGCCUGGGCUUCUCCCGAGAGGGUUACUAUUGUCGAUCCUUCUGUUGGACACGUCGUCUCUACGAUUUCUGCCGAAAAUGUCUUUGAGCUGGGGUUCUCCCCCUUGGGAACCUACCUGAUCACUUGGCAGCGACCCUCCAAGGACGCCAACGGAGACGCCGUCAAGAACCUCAAGGUCUGGAAGGUGAUUGAAACAUCGCCUGAGAGCAACGGAGACGAGCAUACGGUUGUGGGCAGCUUCGUUCAGAAGUCGCAGACAGGUUGGAACCUCCAAUACACGUUCGAUGAGAGCCUGUGUGCUCGCGUCGUCACCAACGAGGUUCAAUUUUUCCAGAGCGACAACCUGUCAAAGGUCUGGAACAAGCUGCGUGUGGAGGGUGUGUCUGACUUUGCCCUCUCCCCCGGCAAGAACAACUCGAUUGCUGUCUUUAUCCCUGAGCGCAAGGGUCAACCAGCAGCGGUCAAGGUGUUCAACGUGCCUCAGUUCGGAGCGCCCAUCUCCCAGAAGAGCUUUUUCAAGGGUGACAAGGUCCAGCUCAAGUGGAACAGCAAUGGAACGACUCUGCUGGUGCUUGCGCAGACCGAGGUCGAUCGCAGCGGCAAGAGUUACUACGGAGAAACAACUCUGUACCUGCUUAGCGCCAAUGGUGGCUUUGAUUCGCGUGUGGACCUUGACAAGGAAGGUCCGAUUCACGAUGUGUCCUGGAAUCCCAACUCCAAGGAAUUUGGCGUUGUGUAUGGAUAUAUGCCAGCGAAAACCACCAUCUUCAACUUCCGGGGAGUGGCCAAGCACAGUUUCCCUCUGGCACCUCGCAACACCAUCCUGUUCUCUCCCCAUGGACGUUUCGUGUUGGUAGCUGGCUUCGGUAACUUGGCCGGGCAGAUGGACAUUUACGACUUGGACAAGAACUACAACAAGGUGGCGACCAUUGAAGCGUCGAAUGCUAGUGUCUGCGAAUGGUCGCCGGAUGGACAGUUUAUUUUGACGGCUACCACCAGCCCGCGCCUUCGGGUGGAUAACGGCAUCCGAAUCUGGCACGUGAGCGGUGGAUUGAUGUACAACGAGGAUAUGAACGAGCUGUACGAAGUCGUCUGGAGGCCCCAGUCAACCACCCAGCACCCGUUGGGCGACCCAUUCCAGACUCUCCCCACACCCCACCCGUCUGCCCUCGCCUACCUGAGCACCAAGAAAGCGCCCGCAAAGCCAGUCGGUGCCUACCGUCCCCCGGGCGCUCGUGGCCAAGUCACACCUCUUGCGUUCAAGCGCGAAGAUGAGGGAGGUGCAGCCUACGUUCGGGAUGGCGCUAGCGGUGGCAGCGCGCUAAACGGAUUUGGCAAGCCUCGCAGACGCGAGGUGCCUGGCGCAGAGCCGGUCGAGGAAUAUCUGCCUCCUGGAGCCGCUCCCGGAGGAGGUGUGGCUCUGCCACCCGGUGCUGACCAGGAGAAGCUCUCCAGGUCGGCGGCAAAGAACAAGAAGAAGCGUGAAGCCAAGAAACAGCAGCAGCAGCAGCAACAGCAACAGCAGGAUGGUCUGGCUCCUCCCGCGAACGGCGGCCAGCCCGGACAGAGCCCCGACCGUCGCGGCCACGAGCGAAGCCGAUCCAAGGGCCAGAACGGCCACGUUGACGGCAAUGCCCGCCGCAACGGCCACCAAGCUAACGGCGCAUCACAGUCGGCCAAAACGAAACCCGCCGAGGCGCCUGCACCCGCUCCCGCCGCUGCAGACGCCGCCGCGAACCCUACAGCGCAAGACAAGAAGAUUCGAGGACUACUGAAGAAGAUCCGGGCGAUCGAGGAGCUGAAAAUGCGACUUGCGAGUGGGGAGAAACUGGAGGAUACGCAGGUGAAGAAGAUCCAGACUGAGGACGCAGUGCGCAAGGAACUCGAAGCUUUGGGAUACAAUGGAUAA
This is a messenger RNA of Aspergillus fumigatus Af293, 2055 nucleotides long. Its product is annotated as translation initiation factor 2A. The record is from RefSeq and is a predicted model, not a curated record. Gene Ontology annotation, molecular function: translation initiation factor activity; protein binding; mRNA binding. The coding region runs from base 1 to 2055 and encodes 684 amino acids. Lineage: Eukaryota; Fungi; Ascomycota; Eurotiomycetes; Eurotiales; Aspergillaceae. Gene Ontology annotation, biological process: translational initiation. Gene Ontology annotation, cellular component: cytosolic small ribosomal subunit. The transcript has 6 exons.